Molecule: messenger RNA, 739 nt
Organism: Dunckerocampus dactyliophorus (ringed pipefish)
Lineage: Eukaryota; Metazoa; Chordata; Actinopteri; Syngnathiformes; Syngnathidae
Gene: lyrm5a
Product: LYR motif containing 5a
Exons: 3
Coding region: 157-414 (85 amino acids)
Biological process (GO): respiratory electron transport chain
Cellular component (GO): mitochondrion
Source: RefSeq, a predicted model, not a curated record
GUUUACGACACAAGGAAGGAUGUACGGCAGGCUGCUUGGACAGCCACUACCGCUAAGGGCAUAUAGUGUAGUCAACAUUUCCCCUUGACUAUUAUAUAAUUUCUAUACACUUAUCAGAUCGACACGUCGACGUCGGGUUUUCACAACUUCUCUCACAUGGCCAACCCACUAAAAAGUGAAGUUAUUAGGCUAUACAAAAACUUGCUGUAUCUCGGCCGGGACUACCCUGAAGGAUCAGCCUUUUUCCGACAGCGCCUAAAAUCGGCCUUCAUGAAGAAUAAAGAUGUGACGGACCCGGAACAGAUCAGAAAACUUGUGGGACGUGGGGAGUUUGUUAUCAAGGAGCUGGAGGCUCUCUAUUUUCUCAAGAAAUACAGAGCCAUGAAGAAGAGGUACUAUGAACCGGAAAAGUAAUUAACACACAACUUUACCAUAAUUAUUCACAUUUCACGUUUAUAUAUGAUCAUUCAACAGUGUUUUAAUUGUACAUUGUAAUUUAUUAGUACGAACAAAACAGCCAUCCAGCCAUACAUUAUCUGUGAGGAUUUUGAUUUGCCACAGAGGUCAUGUCAUGUUAUGUAAUGUACAUGGGAAUUUUGUGUGAACAGGGUUUGUGACUAAUGAAUGUAAAUGUUUGUACGUUUAGCCUGUAUAUUUGUAAGUACAGUCUUAUAUUUAAAAUUGUACAAGAAAAAUUAAAACAACGCGUGUUAAUUAAACAGGUGUAAACAGUGUGUUA